AACAAAACGGGUCGUUCUCAAGGCCACGGAUGGAACCGGGGCGUCCGCGUGAGAACCCCCCCGGAUCCGGGGAGCCUGAGUCAGGCGAGUGGAGAGAGGAGAGCGCCGCGGCGGAGACCGGGGAGAGGGACGACACCCUGAAAAACAGGAGCGGGGAUGGAGGAAACGAGGAAAUCACGAGCAAAACCGAGAGCACCGUGGUGGCGGACAAAGAUAAGGCUGAGUUUGAUGAAGACGAGGAGCAAUAUGAAGAAGAGCUGGACCCCAGGAUUCAGGAGGAGCUGGAGCACUUGAAUCAGGCCAGUGAUGAGAUCAACAGACUGGAACUACAGCUGGAUGAAGCGAGAUCCAGCUACAGGAGGAUCCUUACAGACUCGGCACGCAAACUCAACGCUCAGGGCUCUCAGCUGGGAGCCUGCAUUGAGAAAGCCAGACCUUACUACGAAGCCCGUAGACUCGCUAAAGAGGCUCAACAGGAGACCCAGAAGGCAGCGCUGAGGUACGAGAGGGCUGUCUCCAUGCACACGGCUGCCAGAGAGAUGGUUUAUGUGGCUGAGCAAGGUUUAUUGGCUGACAGGAACACAUUGGACCCUACCUGGCAAGAGAUGCUAAACCACGCCACAGCCAAGGUGAACGAGGCAGAAGAGGAGCGUUUGAGGAGCGAGAGGGAGCACCAGCGCGUCACUCAGCUCUGUCAGGAAGCAGAAGCGCGUGUGCAGACUUUGCAGAAGGCUCUUAAGAGGGUCAUUAUCAAGUCCAAGCCUUAUUUUGAGCUCAAGGCUCAGUUCAACCACAUCUUAGAGGAGCACAAGUCCAAAGUCGUCCAGCUGGAGGAACGGGUGGCGAAGGUGAAGACCCGAUAUUCUGUCGCCCUCCGCAACCUUGAGCAAAUCAGCGAGCAGAUCCAUGCGCAAAGAGGCCGCAUUCGUGCCGCCAGAGAGCGCAGCAGAGCGCGUGGUGGGCGGAGCUCUCCGGUGGGGGCGGAGUCUGAGGGUGUAAUCCAGGCGGGGGCGUAUGGAGGGGUAGUGGCCAAUCCUUUAAUGGAUAAUGACUGGGCCGAUCAGGAGAAAACCAGGCAGUGGGUGGAGAAACACAGGGAGGCGGGGUGGGGCCAGAGAGAGAGGGUGGAGAAGGCAGGGUCAGACUCCAUGUCAGUCAUCAGCCUGCAAACCAUCGCCUCCGAUCUGGAGAAGUUCGAUUCUGUGGAGCACUUGGGCGACCUCAGUGACGUCGGAAGUAUAAUAGGUGAGGAGAAAGAGGCGGAGAGCGAGAGAGGAUUUAGGGUGGACGAUAGAGUAGUAGAGAAAGAGGUGGCGAACCUGUCGAGACAGGAUGCGGAGAAAGGUGCCUCGGGGACAGACAGACAGCAGAGAGAUAGAGAGCGAGAGAGCUUUGUGAAGCAGCACCACAGAAGUGUUAGUUUGUGAGGAAGCAGGAAAUUAGAGUUGCCUGUUACUCCACCCCAAUCUUGGAGGGCUAAAGCUUGCCUGCAGGCUUCCAGGCGAGACUCUCAACAGACUACAAAUGAAUCAAACACUCUGCAUUCUCUUAAAGGGACAGAUCACCCCAAAAUACAAACUCUGUCAGUAAUUAUUCACCCUCACGUCGUUCUAAACCCGUACGACCUUUGUUCAUCUUCAGAACACAAAUUAAGAUAUUUUUGAUUGAAUUCGAGAGCUUUCUGACCUUUCAGCGCAACACUAAUUUUAUGCCCAGAAAUGUACGCAAGUAAGUCAGUGUUACAUCGGUGCAUCAUCUGUAAUUUUCCUCUGUUUUACUGAUGUGCUUUCUGGGCCUGGGAACAUUUCAGCUGAGUUGCUGUCUAUGCAAGGUCAAAAAGCUCUCGGAUUUCAUCAAAUACAAUCUUUAAUUGUGUUCUGAAGAUGAAUGUACAUCUUACAGGUUUGGAAUGACAUGAGGUUGAGUAAUUUAUGAAAGAAUUUAAACUUUUGGUUAAACUAGCUCUGUAAAGGAGAAGUGUUUAAUUUCAGCACCCCUUGUGGCACUUAAUGGAAUUGCAAAUGCAUACACAUUCAAAAAGAUACAGAAACGCUUCUGUCAUUGGUCCGAUGAUCCACCCCAAGCGUACGCCAUUGGUUGAGCCAGUGUCGCUGUAUCAGGCUGGUCUGGAUGCUCCAAAAGAGUUUACACAUUUCAGAGAAAUCAACAUACUAAUGGCUUGAUUAUUGCUGCACAUUAAGCUAGGAGAGUAUCAACAAAAAUUACACACUCCAUUUUUAACAGCACUAACUAUGGAAGUCCGUUUCCACCUGAGAGUAAAAAAAAAAACUAACAAAAAUGGGAAUGGUAGAUCAUCAUAAAUUUUGUCAACGUUAAAGCAUUAGUUCAAUCCAGAAUUAAAAUUUCCUGAUAAUUUACUCACCCCCAUGUCAUCCAAGAUGGUCAUGUCUUUCUUCAUUGAAAAGAAAUUGAGGUUUUAGGGAAAAUAUUCAAGGGUUCCUCUCCACAGAGUGGACUUUAACAAUGACCGACCGGUUGAAGAUAUUAAUCACAGUUUUUAAAAGGUCUUAUCUAUUUAAACUAGCUGUCAUUUUCCUCAAAAAACUGGCUCUGUGAUACGCAUCCAUGACUUCAAACAUUGAGCAUUGCAAAGCUAGUGCACGACAGUCAUCUUUGGAUAAAAAAUGAAUAAUUAAAAUGGCGAAUUGUUAAUAAGCCGGAUAAGACCGUUUGAAGCUACAUUGCCGUUAAAGUUGUAAUAAUGAGAAAGUCAUGAUUUUUGUGAUUUUAUUUCACCGAAUUGCAAGAAAUGAACCCGUCUUCUUCAUUGUAUGAAUAUAUAUAGGAUGAAUUUCUUUUCUUUUUUUACUGAAAAUGGUGAAAACUGGCUUACAUAACUAAUAGUCCUACACUGUUCAAAUGAGAGAAAAGCUCCUCCAGGUGUGGUGACUAAGAUUCAGACAUUAAAUUGAAUCCAUUUUUGGAAAUAAGAUAGAGAGUAAUGGAGAGGAAGGAGAAUAUUAUCACACCUACACUGAUUGACGUGGCAUUAUUGUAACACUGCACUAAAGCGGAGGGGGUUCAGAUGUUCUCGGCAAAUUAAUGAAUAACAAUAAGGAGGGUGUAUUUUAGUCAGUCCGCAGGGAUUUGUAGUUCUCACGCUCUGAUCUUGUCUUUUCUUGGUUACCGUUUCACUGUCGGUCAGGGAACAGGGGAAAAAAACACGGAGAAGACACUUCACACAAUGAGAGAGAGGGGGAAAACAAGUGAGAAAUGGAUUGAACAGUGCAAAUCAAACUCACAGCUCUUUCUAUUACCUCAGAAAAGGGAAAUGCUCUUACAGUGGAGGUCUGUGGGUCUAUAGGCUUCCAUUGUUAGUGUGCGACGUUAUGCGCUUUUUGUUUGUUUAAGAGAAUGAAAUUCAAGCCGAUUCUGUGGCGAUGGGUAAUAUGACACCGUUCAUCUGAAUGAACUUGUAUGUAACCUGGGAUAUAUAUAUUUUUUUAUAAUAUCGCUGUAUUUGGUUCCCGUCUCCAGGUCUCUCUAGAUACCUGGAAUAUUCGGGGUUUUUUUUAAAAUUUUAUUUGGCUGUCAGUUGGUAUUAUUUUGUGCAACAUGCAAUAUUAAGUUCUAGGUCAUCAAUUUGUGGCAUUUAUGAUAUAUUUUACUGUACCGUUUUUAUUGAUUUUGAUCUAUUUGAGAGAUUUUAGGUCAGUCGAGGAACGAAAGGGCGUCUUGUCUUGGCAGAAAAUGUUUACAAGUGUGUCAGUUCUGCUGGAUUUUUACAAGAAAAGUUUAGUAAAUAAAACAAAAGUGGAGCGACUGAAUGAUGUGCAGUGGAUGACGUAACUGUUUUGCAGAUACACACUUUGAAAUCGUGUAAUACGCUAGCUGUCUGAACAAACCGUGCUGUGGACAGUACAGUAUUGUUUGCAAGUUUACAUCCAUCUCUCCUGAAUUUUUUUUUGUUUUUAUUUUUUUUGGUAGUUGUUGUAAUUUUUGUCCACAAACCUUGUAAAUCCAUCCUUCCUCCAUCAUAACCUGUUGUGUACAGACUCCUCACCUCUCCUCAUGGUAAAUAGAUGAUGCUCUGUAGAGUUAAUCCAGUAUGCUGCUGUCUCUCUUCAUUCAUUAGGUCACAUGAACUCUAUGUAUAUACAAGCUGUAUGAUGAAUACAAUUAAUCCUUAUGUGACUGAUACUGUAACUUAUUCUGUAAAUGUUAAUUUAUUGCACAGUUAGAGAUAUUAAAACUUGAAUUUAACAACUAAGCUCUUCUUUUUCUUAUUUAAUCUCCCUUGGAGUAAUGAAGGUUGUGAAUUGCUACUUUGUAUCUCCCAGUUGUGACUUUAAGGUAUGUUUUAUAUCUCACGGUGUGUCCAUGCAUCAGAGUUUUGACUUUGCGACACUGUAACUCGUUGCGACUCACAAUUGCGUGCUUAUUUGUCAUAAUUGCGACUUUGUCGACUUUGUUUGUUUCGUGUUACAAAGGGUUUUUGUUCAAAUUAAAUCGUGAAUACACAGAAAACGUAUCCGUGCGUCGCGGCUGAGACAGAAGACGCUGUACGCUGUUUGCAUUCAUUGGAA
Messenger RNA from Puntigrus tetrazona (Sumatra barb), 4547 nucleotides. It is a transcript of the gene sh3bp5lb, whose product is annotated as SH3-binding domain protein 5-like, b. The coding region runs from base 30 to 1427 and encodes 465 amino acids. The record is from RefSeq and is a predicted model, not a curated record. NCBI's taxonomy places the organism in Eukaryota, Metazoa, Chordata, Actinopteri, Cypriniformes, Cyprinidae. Gene Ontology annotation, biological process: intracellular signal transduction; negative regulation of protein tyrosine kinase activity. Gene Ontology annotation, molecular function: protein kinase inhibitor activity. Gene Ontology annotation, cellular component: cytoplasm. The transcript is spliced from 6 exons.